Messenger RNA from Maudiozyma barnettii, 969 nucleotides. RefSeq names its product DNA replication protein SLD5 (gene SLD5). The record is from RefSeq and is a predicted model, not a curated record. The transcript has a single exon. The coding region runs from base 1 to 969 and encodes 322 amino acids. Gene Ontology annotation, cellular component: GINS complex. Gene Ontology annotation, biological process: double-strand break repair via break-induced replication; DNA-templated DNA replication. NCBI's taxonomy places the organism in Eukaryota, Fungi, Ascomycota, Saccharomycetes, Saccharomycetales, Saccharomycetaceae.
AUGGACGUGGAUAUUGAAGAUAUUUUAGCAGAAUUGAAUACAGACUCUACUGCGGUAGACUAUUCAGGUAAUCCCUUAAGUGACGGUAUUAGUACUAACGCAUCCACUCUAUAUAAUAACACUUCAUCUUCAUUUCCUAUAGCAGACGGUAAACAUGCGACACCCUCUGAUAAAUUAAAUCACAUACGAUCAAAUACGUCACCUUCAAUCUCCGCAGAACACGAUUAUUCAAGUUUCAUAACGCUUUGGAGAAAUGAACGUUGUGCUCCUGAAUUAUUACCUUACCCUCAUCAUUUGAUGACUAGGAUGAUUAUGAGAAUUCAAGAUCAAUUAGAAAGAUUGGAAAUUAUCUCAAUGGAUUUUAUGGGUCAAUCCUCUACCACCACCACCACCACAACGAAUAAACCGGUUAAUAAUAAUAAUAUGCUACCUUUACUAUGUAUGGAAGCAGAAUUAGAAAGAAUAAAAUUUGUAAUUAGAAGUUACAUUCGUUGUAGAUUAUCGAAAAUUGAUAAAUUUAGUCUUUAUUUAAGACAAAUAAAUGAACAAAGAGAAGAAGACCACGACGACCAAGAUAAUGAUUCACUGAUGCCUUUGGAACAUAUAUUGUCUAAGGAUGAAAUGGUAUAUUAUCAACGACAUUCAGAAAUGAUUUUGAAAUUGUUUAAUGAGACAACUUUAAAACAUUUACCACCAGAAUUACAAGCAAUUAAUGAUACGACAGGAACAAUUUCCAUGAUUGAUGAACCAGAUUGGAAUAAAUUUGUAUUUAUAAAAGUAACAGGACCUACAGAUAAAUCUUUUAAUAAUGAUCCCUUGUUAAGAAACGGUUCAAAUGGUAAAUAUUUUUAUGAAGUUAUUAUACCAGAAUUAGAAGAAGAUGUAGAAUUAUUUAUCGGUAGUAUUUAUGUCAUGAGGUAUAGUGUCAUAAAAAAUUUAUUAUUGGACGGGAAAGUAAUUCUAAUAUGA